Molecule: messenger RNA, 579 nt
Organism: Leptonychotes weddellii (Weddell seal)
Lineage: Eukaryota; Metazoa; Chordata; Mammalia; Carnivora; Phocidae
Product: interferon lambda-3
Biological process (GO): positive regulation of immune response; defense response to virus; innate immune response
Molecular function (GO): cytokine activity
Source: RefSeq, a predicted model, not a curated record
AUGGCUGUGGGCUGCCUGCUGGUGCUGAUGAUUAUGGCGCUGACCAGGGCAGGAGCGGUUCCUGGCCCCAAGCCCCUCGGGGUCCUCCCGGAUGCAAGGGGCUGCCACUUGGCCCAGUUCCAGUCUCUGUCCCCGCAAGAGCUGCAGGCCUUCAGGAGGGCCAAGGACACCUUUGAACAGUCGCUCUCCCUGAAGACCUGGAGCUGCCGCCCCCGCCUCUUCCCCAGGACCUGGGACCUGCAGCAGCUGCAGGUGUGGGAGCGCCCCGUGGCCUUGGAGGCUGAGGUGGCCUUGACCCUGAAGGUCCUGGAGACCAUGGCUGACAGGUCCCAGGGGGGCAUCCUGGACCAGCCCCUUCACACGCUGCGCCACAUCCACUCCGAGCUCCAGGCCUGUGUCGAGGCUCAGCCCCCAGCAGGGCCCCAGCCCCGAGGCCGCCUCCACCACCGGCUGCACCGGCUCCACGAGGCCCCAGAGAAGGAGUCCCUCAGCUGCCUGGAAGCCGCUGUCAUGUUCAACCUCUUCCGCCUCCUCACCCGGGACCUGAAAUGUGUGGCCAGUGGAGACCUGUGUGUGUGA